CUGGGAAGAUGGCGGCGGCCGGCGGCUGCCGGAAAUGUCUCCUCACUGGCAUCUGGCUGAUCUCCAGGAGAUACCCAGGCCCUUCCCUCCCCAGGGGCACAGUGUAUGGAAUCAGCAGGCCUGGGCUGGAGCUCCAGCAGUCCAGAUGCUAUGCCUCAGGAGGGAGGAAAGGUUUCAUCUCAGGCUUUGUGGAGAACAUCAAACAGGAGCUGGCCAAGAACAAAGAGAUGAAGGAAAGCAUCAAGAAGUUCCGGGCCGAGGCCAGGAGGCUGGAGGAGUCUGAUGCCCUCCAGGAGGCCAGGAGGAAAUAUAAAACCAUCGAGUCUGAAACAGUGAAAACCUCAGAGGUGAUCAAGAAGAAGCUGGAAGAAAUCACUGGCACAGUGAAAGAGAGCCUGGAUGAAGUCAGCAGGAGCGACCUGGGCCGGAAGAUAAAGGAGGGGGUGGAGGAGGCAGCAAAGACAGCAAAGCAGUCUGCAGAGUCUGUGACCAAGGGAGGGGAGAAGCUGGGCAAGACAGCAGCCUUCAAAGCCAUCUCUCAGGGAGUAGAAAGUGUGAGGAAGGAGCUGGAUGAAAGUGUCCUGGGGCAGAGUGCUCCUUACCGGCGGCCGCCGCGGCUGCGCAAGAGGACGGAGUACUCAGGGGACAGCACCAAGGAGCAGAGAGUCUUUGAGGCUAAUGAGGAGGCCAUGGGGGUGGUGCUGCACAAGGACUCCAAGUGGUACCAGCAGUGGAAGGACUUCAAGGACAACAAUGUGGUCUUCAACAGGUUCUUUGCGAUGAAGAUGCGCUACGACGAGAGCGACCACGCCCUCAUCCGGGCCUCCCGAGCCCUCACCGACAGGGUCUCUGACCUCCUGGGGGGGCUGUUCUCCAAGACAGAGAUGUCUGAGGUGCUGACAGAGAUCCUCAGGGUGGAUCCCUCCUUCGACAAGGAUCGCUUCCUGCGGCAGUGCGAGAGGGACAUCAUCCCCAACGUGCUGGAGGCUCUGAUUGCUGGGGAGCUGGAGAUCCUCAAGGACUGGUGCUAUGAAGCAACCUACAGCCAGCUUGCUCACCCAAUCCAGCAGGCCAAGGCCAUGGGGCUGCAGUUCCACUCCAGGAUCCUGGACAUUGACAACCUGGAUCUGGCCAUGGGGAAGAUGAUGGAGCAGGGACCAGUGCUGAUCAUCACCUUCCAGGCCCAGGUGGUGAUGGUGAUUAAGAACCAGAGUGGGGAGGUGGUGGAAGGAGAUCCUGACAAGGUGCUGAGGAUGCUCUACGUGUGGGCACUGUGCAGGGACCAGCAGGAGCUCAACCCCUAUGCUGCCUGGAGGCUCUUGGACAUUUCCUCCUCCAGCACUGAGCAGGUGCUCUGAGAGCUGCCCCCAGGCCUUCCUGCAGCUCCCUGCCCACCCUGCCACCUCUGGACUUGCACCUCCCUGGUGGCCUGUGGGGGAAGGAGGCUUGGGCUGGUUCCUGGCAGCAGCAGAGGCUGUGGCUGUGCCCUCGUUGCACCAC
Molecule: messenger RNA, 1500 nt
Organism: Dryobates pubescens (Downy woodpecker)
Lineage: Eukaryota; Metazoa; Chordata; Aves; Piciformes; Picidae
Gene: TIMM44
Product: translocase of inner mitochondrial membrane 44
Exons: 14
Coding region: 9-1358 (449 amino acids)
Biological process (GO): protein import into mitochondrial matrix
Cellular component (GO): mitochondrial inner membrane
Molecular function (GO): protein-folding chaperone binding
Source: RefSeq, a predicted model, not a curated record